Messenger RNA from Debaryomyces tyrocola, 1977 nucleotides. NCBI's taxonomy places the organism in Eukaryota, Fungi, Ascomycota, Pichiomycetes, Serinales, Debaryomycetaceae. The record is from the annotation of a GenBank genome assembly.
AUGACUACUACAUUCUUAUCCAAUUCAAAUGAUAACAGUCCCAAUAACAACCAGCCAUGCUACUUUCUGAAUGAAAAUUCGGGCGUAAACAUUAUACCAGAUACUUCCUCCGUAAAGAAUAGAGGAAAUAUUGUAAGUAACGAGAAAAGAGAGCUGACAAAUAUGGGUGGAAAUCUGCAAUUCAACUUGCCGAAAGAUAACAACCAGACACAAUGGAUAUCUGCUUGCAAGCCAAUAGGAGUUCCUUCCAUGUCACCGACAAAUAAACUGCAUUUCGAAGAUUUACCGGAAGAUAUACAUCGAGUGGAACCGGAUCAAUUAGAGUCGUUAUUGAGGGAGGAGGAGGAGUUGAUAAUUUUUGAUACUAGACCAUUCAAUAUGUAUUCCGUAUCGAGAAUCAAUGGAGCAAUUAAUAUGUGUGUCCCGACUACGCUCCUUAAGAGGAAUUCGUUCAAUAUCCCACAAAUGUUAAAUUCGACCAGCAUACCUUUGGAUCUGAAGGACUUGACUCUACUGAAGAUCACUGCCAAUAAUUCCAGUGCACCAAUGAAAGUGUUGGUGUAUGAUUCUGAUAGCUGCGAUAGCCACACAUCAUUCCUGUUAUAUAAAACGUGUAUGAAAUUCCGCCGGUACAACCAGGACGGUUCAAAAGCUUUUGAUAUUUACUUCAUAAAUAAUGGUUUCACAGGUGUGAGCAAGCUGGCAAGCUUCGUGGAAAGUGAUUCAUCAACCCCUUUUAAUGCAACUUCACCAAAUGUCAAACAACUGAGUAGUUUAUCAGGAUUCCAAUUACCCUCAUGUACCCCAUCAAACCAAAGGUUCCUUUCAAGCAUCAAAAAAAACAACUUACCGAAGCUAAGUAUAAGUGCCGCUAAAGAUAAUUCAAAUGAUAAUGAUAAUGAUAACGGUAGUAAUGACAAUUUAGAUAGCUAUCAUUAUAAUUUCAGACUUCCCGAUAUUUCAAAGCAUGCAUCUGAAAAGCUUCCAGGUUGGUUAAAAUUUUUCACAACGAAUAGAAACUCGCCUAGUUAUACUAAAGACAUACUAAAAACUAUAAAUUGCAAAUUUAACAAAAUCGAAAAAUCAGAGCAAGCUAGAUUAAAAACAGCAAUUACAAAUCAUUGUCCCGAUAAUCAUGUUCCUAAUAUAUGUUCUCCCAGUGCAUUGUGUCCAGGAUGUGACAACACAUAUUACAAAAUUCCAAAAGGAAUUGAAUACGGUUUCAAGAAUAGAUAUAAUAAUAUUUGGCCUUAUGAACAUUCUCGCGUUAAGUUGAUCAAAUCGCCAAACCCUUUGAAACUAGAUGAUUAUGAUGACUAUUUUAAUGCCAAUUAUAUUAGUGUCCCUAAUAUAUCAAACUUGAAAUAUAUUGCAACGCAAAAUCCAUUACAAGCCACGUAUGAAGACUUUUGGAAAACUAUAUGGUCUAAUCGAAUUAACAUAAUAAUUUGCCUAAAUGUGCAGUUACCAGCAAACUUGGUUGGUCAGGAUAGGAAAUAUUUUGACGACCAGGAAUUUAAAAGGUCUGGUAUUAAAAUUACGAACAAUGAACUUAUUGAGCAAGAUUGCUUCAACGUCAGAAAAUUAACUCUUGUUAAAGAUGAUAAAGCUAGACCUAUUUACCAUUUAGAAUAUAAAGAUUGGCCUGAUUUCGGUGUGCCUUCUUCAUUUGAUUCUGUUAUAAAAUUAAUUGACUAUAAGAAGAAAAUAAUCAAAACCGAAAAUCUAAAUGAACAAGCUUUAGUUCAUUGUCUGGCAGGAUGCGGUAGAACUGGGUGUUUUAUCACAUUGGAUAUGGCACUUGAUUGUUUCAAUAAUUUCAAGAGCGAUAAUCUAGAUCCGUGGAGUGACAAUGAUUUAAUAUAUAAAGCUGUUCAAUACCAAAGAACGCAAAGAAUAUCAAUGGUACAGAAUUUAGACCAGUUUAUCUUUUGCUAUGAAUUCAUUUUAAACUAUGUUGUACGCAACCUUAUUUGA